AUGCCUGUGAGUUUAACUGUUGAGGGUACUAGAUUCACAGAUCGGCAUGGACGCGAGAUCUUACUUAGAGGAAUAAACCUUGCCGCCGACACAAAAUUCCCCAAAACGCCGGAGAUACCUUCGCAUGUUUCCGAUAAGUUCUUUGAUGGUGAUAAUGUAUCAUUCGUUGGUCGACCAUUUUCGCUUGAGGAUGCUGACAUACAUUUUCGGCGCCUGAGGAAUUGGGGUUAUAACACCCUGAGAUACUUGUACACGUGGGAAGCUUUGGAGGCAAGAGGACCCGGUGUCUAUGAUGAAGAGUACAUCAAUUUCACUGUCGAGGUUUUGCGAAAGGCUAAACAGUAUGGAUUCUACGUGUUUUUAGACCCGCACCAGGACGUAUGGUCGCGCUUUUCUGGGGGUUCUGGGGCGCCUAUGUGGACAUUAUAUGCUGCGGGGCUCAACCCAAGAGCAUUCGAUGUAACGGAAGCGGCGCUUGUUCACAAUACAUACAGAAACCCCGUCGAGUUUCCAAAGAUGAUAUGGGCGACGAAUUAUACCCGGAUGGUCUGCCAAGUUAUGUUUACUCUGUUCUUUGCGGGUUGUGAUUUCGCCCCCAAGGCUAUUAUAAAUGGGCAGAACAUACAGGACUAUCUUCAAUCCCACUAUAUCAAUGCCAGCGUUCACCUUGCCCGAAGAAUCAAAGAGGCGGGUGAUCUAGAGGAUAUAACUGUUAUUGGGUGGGAGUCUUUUAACGAACCGAAUCACGGGCUCGUUGGGUACCAGGAUUUAACCAAGAUCCCAGUCGACCAACAACUCCAAAAGGGCACAUCGCCAACAGCGUGGCAAGCGAUCUUAACGGCUAGUGGCAGGGCUUGUGAAAUUGAGACUUGGGAACUUGGGUCAAUGGGCUCAUACCGGACCGGGAAAAUUCUCGUGGACCCGAAGGGAACCUCUGCGUGGCUUGGUGCGGACUACCCGGAUACAGAGUAUGGUUGGAAAAGAGACCCGGGGUGGAGACUAGGUGAAUGCAUUUGGGCCCAGCAUGGCGUUUGGAGCCCAGAAACGGAUGAGCUAUUGCGCCCGGACUAUUUUAGCAAAACACCUGCUGGGCAUGUUAUCGAUGCUGGGGUCUUUUGCAACACGUAUUUUAUGGAUCAUUGGAAGCGCUGGGCUCAUGGCGUUCGGAGUAUGCAUCAAAACUCACUACUACUACUCCAACCUCCGGUUUGGGUAGUACCCCCGGUACUGGACGAAGCCACGAAAGGGCUAGGUCGGAUAGUCUACGCCCCUCAUUACUACGAUGGGCUCACCUUGAUGUCCAAGAAAUGGAAUAGAUUUUUCAAUGUCGAUGUCCUCGGUGUCUUACGUGGUCGUUAUUUAUCUCCAGCUUUUGCAGUUAAACUCGGCGAGACAGCUAUUAGGAAUUCGAUGAAGGAACAACUCACUGCCAUGAAACAAGAAGGUCUCGAUAAUAUAGGAUCGACGCCUUGUUUGUUUUCAGAGAUUGGGAUACCUUAUGAUAUGGACGACAAAUAUGCGUACAAGACUGGUGAUUAUACUUCCCAGACCCGAGCUUCAGAUGCCAACCAUUUCGCACUGGAAGGUUCAUUGGCCUCGUAUACCUGGUGGAACUAUUGUGCCCUCAACAAUCAUGAAUGGGGCGAUCAAUGGAAUGGAGAAGAUUUGAGUAUCUACGGCAGAGAUGAUACCGCGCCGGAAAGAGAUGAUCCUGGAAGGCCUCUUCUAGAACCUUACCAUGAUAGCCCGAGGGAUGCGUCCAAUACGAUCGACUCAAAUUCCAUCAAAAGGACUCUAUCAAAUACACCGAUGUCCAUUGAACGUUCCUCUACCUCGAUUGGUACAUCUACAGGAACUAGGGCGGCAGAUGCUUUCAUCCGGCCAGCUCCUAUCAAAAUCUCCGGUGUCACUACCGCAUACUCUUUCAAUUUGGCACAAUCGGUGUUCUCUCUAGCGGUCAACGCGAUCGCAACAGCGGAGUUAUCACCAUCUGAGAUCUUCAUCCCAUUGUAUCAUUUCCCUAGGGACAAACUUGAUGUGGUAAUUUCAGACGGGAAGUGGGCAUAUGACACCGAAACCCAGAUUCUGAAAUGGUGGCACUCGGGUGGCAGCCAAACUUUCAAAGCGACGGGUGUCAAGCGGUUUUUACAAACAUUUGAGGACGAUACUUAUUUUGAUGUUGUUAAAAACGUGGGGUGUAACAUUAUUUAG
This is a messenger RNA of Orbilia oligospora ATCC 24927, 2211 nucleotides long. RefSeq lists its product as uncharacterized. Lineage: Eukaryota; Fungi; Ascomycota; Orbiliomycetes; Orbiliales; Orbiliaceae. Gene Ontology annotation, molecular function: steryl-beta-glucosidase activity. The record is from RefSeq and is a predicted model, not a curated record. The transcript is spliced from 5 exons. Gene Ontology annotation, biological process: ergosteryl 3-beta-D-glucoside catabolic process; carbohydrate metabolic process. The coding region runs from base 1 to 2211 and encodes 736 amino acids.